Cannabis sativa is the source of this 1009-nucleotide messenger RNA. RefSeq names its product homeobox-leucine zipper protein ATHB-52. The transcript has a single exon. Gene Ontology annotation, biological process: positive regulation of DNA-templated transcription. The coding region runs from base 122 to 715 and encodes 197 amino acids. Gene Ontology annotation, molecular function: sequence-specific DNA binding; DNA-binding transcription factor activity, RNA polymerase II-specific. Gene Ontology annotation, cellular component: nucleus. The record is from RefSeq and is a predicted model, not a curated record. NCBI's taxonomy places the organism in Eukaryota, Viridiplantae, Streptophyta, Magnoliopsida, Rosales, Cannabaceae.
CUCAUCAAAACCAAACCAAAAACUCCUUCUAAGAACACUUCUCUCUCUCUCUCUCACACUUUAAACACUCAAAAAAGGGUUAAAUAUAUCUAUAUCUAUAUCUAUAUCUAUAUAUUAUUUGAUGGAUUAUCAACAAGGAGAAAACCAAGAAGGUAUAGUAUUAGGGCAAAACAUGAGUCAAAAUAACAAGAAGAGGUUAAGCGACGAACAAGUGAGAGUCCUCGAGAGAAACUUCUGCUACGAGAAGAAGCUAGAGUCAGAGCACAAGCACCAGCUGGCUAACCAGCUGGGCAUCCCAGCGCGCCAGGUGGCAGUGUGGUACCAGAACAAGCGCGCUAGGUGGCGAACACAGAGUCUGGAAGUGGAUUGUACUACUCUCCAAUAUAGACUCGAUGCUGCUCUGGCUGAGAAGAAACAGCUCGAGAAAGAGCUUCUUGUGCUUCGUGGUGAACUUCACUUAGCACAAGAAGCUCUCCGAUUAACCAAUAAUAAUAAUAAUAAUAAUAAUAAUAAUAAUUUUUCUUCUUAUUGUACUAGUGAUGAUCAAGAACAAGAAGGAGAUGGAAGAAGUUGUUCAAGCUUUUCUGAUAUUAAUAAUAAUCAUCAAAUUAAUGAUCAUAAUAAUGUCAUUAAUAAUUAUGAUCAUGAUGAUGAUAAUUAUGAUCAAGUUCUUCAGAUAGAUCAUGAGUUUUUUUCUAACUUGAUUGAUUGGUAGUAAUAGUAAUUAGUGAUGAUCAUAUUGAUAUGUAUUAAUUAAUUGCAGCAUUAUAUUAUUGGAUAUAUAUAAUUAUAUGUAUUAUUAUUAUAUUAUUGAUGAUGAUAGUGUUAAUUUGUAAUAUGAUUUAUUUUUAUUAUUGGUCCCACAAAUUUAAUGAUAUUGUUGAAUUUUUUUUAUUAUUAAUAUAAUAUAAUAUAAUUUCCAUUAUAUAUAUACAUACAUAUGGUUGAAAGUAAUUAUUAACAUUAUAUAAUUAAUUGCACUCUGUUUUGGAUUAGUCAUGAAGUGAAA